Periconia digitata is the source of this 740-nucleotide messenger RNA. Lineage: Eukaryota; Fungi; Ascomycota; Dothideomycetes; Pleosporales; Periconiaceae. The record is from the annotation of a GenBank genome assembly.
CCCUUGUGUUUCCACCCAUCGCCAUCAUUCGCCGUUUCACCAAGAAAGCAUCUAAAAUGACAAUGUCCAAUGACAGCAGUAGCACCUACCAACACACAAACUUCGAGCGUGCAGACAUGAAUGACAUAUCUGCAUUAAAAAAGCGAAAAUACGAUGGAAUCCUAGACGAGACAUUGAAUGACUUAAACCCUUCAAAGCGCCUCAAAUGGUCAGACCCAGACAAGUCGGCUCAAUCCGUCGACGAGCAGUCUGCUCUACGGCAACAACAGAUAGUCCUCAAAGCAUACGCAACCCAUGAUCGAAUCUCGAUUUGCCAGAUCCGUAUUGACGAAGCACGACGCGCUGUUGAUUCAUUCAUGGAUAGUGUUGCGUGGAGUGCGAUCUUCUCAUAUCUCACCAAACACAGGCAUUACCCUUGCUUGCUAGACAUGGCAUACCUAUACAUGGUCUUAAGGAAGCUUCAAUCCAUGAACAAAGAUGUCAUGAGUCUUUUUUCAGGGUUGGUGGGUUAUAUUGAGCGUGAUGAACUGGAUGAGCGAUAUGAUAUUUUGUCGGAGCGCAUUGAUAAGAUGUUGGAAAAAGUGGAGCGAGACAUCGAAGCAACUUCACGGCUCAUUCAGGAGAUGCACCAUGUUUUUGUGGUAGGAUCUGGCCGGGAUAUCUAUAACGAAAAAGUUGAUGAAGCUCUGUACCAGGCUUUCACGGGCAUGCUGCAGAUAUUCGGCCCCAGCAGCAACUGA